CCACUGCCUUCACUUGCCCCCAAAAACACACUCGCAUAUCCACCACCACCACCACCACCUCCUCCUCCUCCUCCUUGCAUGUCUGAUCGAAAGGGAAGCUGAUGAAGAAGUAAACGAGAAUAGGGCAGCAGCAGCAGCAGGAGGGGGGGUCUUAUUUUCUUAUGAGCGGAAAAGGCGUCACACCGGGCGCAGAGCGCAGCAGCGCGGAGGACGUAAGAGAGGGAGACGCAUCACGGCGAGGGAGAUAGAAAAAGACCGAGGGAGGAGGCGCCAGCGGAUCGUAAACACGACAGAAAACGGCGAGUAGGACGGGCAGAAAGCGGCGACCACCCUCUCCACCGCCGACCCCCGUGUCCCUCCUCAUCUCUCCAUCUCCAUCCCUUUUCUGCGUCGUUUGGCUCAUCCCUUCGCAAAGCAGCGCGGAUUUUUUUUUUCUUCUUGAUUUUAAUCUCUUUUUUUUUCUUCUUUUUUUUAUUAUUUUUUUGUGGUCAAAUCUCUGCUCGGUCUAUCGUAGAAUUUUAAAACACCCGAGGCAAGUGAGGAGGCUGUGCCAUAGGCUACGACCGACGGGAUCCACUGUAGGUCCUGCUCGGGACGAUCAUCGGCGCAACCAAUUCGGUGGAUAAAACCGGAGGUGGUGAAGGGGAGGGUAUGGGGGGGUAGGUGACUGUCGAGUAACCCGGCUGAAGCACACAGAGAGAUAGAGAUAGAGAGAGAGAGAGAGACCCCGGCCCCCCGGUUAUCACGGAGACUCCAGCAUCAUCAGUGCGAUGGCAUAGCGGCUUCUGCAGCAAAGCUACCAGAUCAGCAGGGCUCUCAUCCACCAUGAACCUCUGAAAGACAUCCGACACAGGCACAGAUGGGCAGCCUCGCAGGGGAGAGGAAGGUUGCGACAAUAGACUGGCAACGACUGGUGACAUGAGCACAUUGGAAUAAUUUCUACAAUCAUGUCUUGGCUUAGAGGUACCUGGGCCUCCCUGAAUCCACAGCAAGCACCCACACGAUGCCUGCGGUUACUCUGUUUGAUGAAAAUGCGGCGGCACAGGGUGUUCUUGUUCUGCACAGUGGGCCUGUGCGUCAUCUCCUUCCUCCACUACUACAAGGCCCUCCACUACGUCUCCCUGCUGCGCGAGCUCUCCGCCCCGUACCCCAACAUCAAGUCCUUCAUCAUGGUCACUGGCUUCUUCUGGAGGGAGAAAGGCGCGGCCACCACCCCGCUAAGCCCCGCCUCCCCGAAGAGCCCUCCCCUAGGAGGAGGAGGAGGUGGAGGGAUGGGCCUGGGGAUUGGGGGAGUCUUGGUUGGAGGUGCUGGGAUCGUUGGCGGCGCAGGCCUGGAGAUGAAGAUAAGGGGGGAACCGGCGCCCCCUCACCCUUGGGAGAACAUGGUGGAGCACAAGAGGGGAGACACUCUGAAUGAGGGGAGAGCUGAAGACCAAUUGAAGCAGCAAAAUCCCAACCACCUAGCCGGACCCAACCUCCCAGAGGUCCCGUUAGUGGGAAAAGAGCACCGGCACAAGAUUGUAUUGCCUGAUCCCUUAGAAAUAAUGGGUGACCUCCACACUGUCACUCACAAGCUUCAAGAUGACAAAACACCUUACUUUAUCCAAACCAAAGUUGGAGCCCGUUGUUUUAGGCAGGGGACUGAGGUGGCUACCCAAAAGGAGUACUCUGGGAAAUCGGGGGGGUCUGUGGCAAAUGGAGUAGGGGACGGUGCUCGAGCAGCUGGGCAAAGGAAACCUCUGGAGGUCCAGCAGCAGCCCUCCAUAGCUCCAAAAGCCAAGACCAAGGUCAGGGGCAACGGGAAGCGGCUGGUAAAGUGUGUAUGUCGGCAGGGAUGGCAUGGACCUUACUGUGGGGUACCCACCAUGGUGUAUCACUCCAAUUUGCCCACCAAGGAGCGGCUGACGCCCAGGGACACCCCGCGGAGGGUGAUCAACGCCAUCAACGUUAACCACGAGUUUGACCUGCUGCAUGUACGCUUUCAUGAGCUUGCCCAAGCAGUUGAUCUUUUCCUCGUCUGUGAAUCCAACUUUACUGCCUAUGGAGAGAGACGGCCUCUGAGUUUUCUGCGGCUCCUUCUCAAUGGUACGUACGACUACAUACGUCACAAGAUCCUGUACGUGUUCCUCGACCACUUCCCAGAGGGCGGUCGGCAGGACGGCUGGAUCGCCGAUGACUACUUGCGUACCUACCUGACACGGAAUGGCUUGUCCAGGGUGGUGGGCAUAAGAUCGGACGACGUCUUCGUCAUCAACGACGCGGAUGAAAUCCCAGCACAUGAGGGCCUCCUUUUCCUCAAGCUGUUUGAUGGCUGGACGGAGCCUUUCGCCAUCCACAUGCGCAAGUCCCUGUAUGGUUUUUUCUGGAAGCAGUUUGGCUCUCUAGAGGUAGUAUCAGGCUGCACAUUGGGGAUGCUCCGCGACGUCUAUGAUGGCGACGGCAUCAAGCUCCGCCGACGCGAAUACUACACCAUGCCGGGUUUCCGAAAGUACGAGAACGACACGGGCCACAUCCUGGUACAGUGGUCGGUGGGCAGCCCCUUCCACUUCGCCGGGUGGCACUGCUCCUGGUGCUUCACGCCCGAGGGGAUCUACUUCAAGCUGGUGUCAGCUCAGAACGGAGACUUCCCGCGGUGGGGUGACUAUGAGGACAAGCGUGACCUCAACUACAUCCGCGAUCUGAUCCGGACGGGGGGCUGGUUUGAUGGCUCCGUGCAGGAAUACCCCCCUGUGGACCCCAAAGAGCACAUGUACGCCCCCAAGUACAUGCUGGAGCACUAUAAAAGGUACCACUACCUACUGGAGAACCCUUACAAUAAAAAAUACCAGACUGAGUGAGGGCUAGAAGUUCAGCGAGGAAAAGAUCCGCGAAAUAACUAAUAGGACCCAAAUAUGGCCUCAGCAUUGAGUUUUUUGGGGGCAGAAUGGUGUUGAUGAACAACAUUUCUCAUUGGAGCGAUGUGACAUGUAUCUCCACCAGGCAGCACUGAUGUUGCAGGGACUCAAAAUCUCUUAAAGUCAUUAUUUUGGGGGGUCAAAAAAGGGAACACUGAAUCGCAUCCACCACGGAUUUACGGCCAGAUAUCAUUGAGAGGUUACAAACACUGGAUAAACAAAAUCAUGCAUUUUCUCAUUCCUCCCUUUUUGGGGGAGGAGCGAAGCUAUCUCUUUUUCCCC
Messenger RNA from Perca fluviatilis (European perch), 3176 nucleotides. It is a transcript of the gene mgat3b, whose product is annotated as beta-1,4-mannosyl-glycoprotein 4-beta-N-acetylglucosaminyltransferase b. NCBI's taxonomy places the organism in Eukaryota, Metazoa, Chordata, Actinopteri, Perciformes, Percidae. Gene Ontology annotation, cellular component: membrane. The record is from RefSeq and is a predicted model, not a curated record. Gene Ontology annotation, biological process: protein N-linked glycosylation; N-acetylglucosamine metabolic process. Bases 948 to 2837 code for a protein of 629 amino acids. The transcript has 7 exons. Gene Ontology annotation, molecular function: beta-1,4-mannosylglycoprotein 4-beta-N-acetylglucosaminyltransferase activity.